Taeniopygia guttata (zebra finch) is the source of this 1490-nucleotide messenger RNA. It is a transcript of the gene TMEM45B, whose product is annotated as transmembrane protein 45B. The record is from RefSeq and is a predicted model, not a curated record. NCBI's taxonomy places the organism in Eukaryota, Metazoa, Chordata, Aves, Passeriformes, Estrildidae.
GAGCACAGAUCACCUGGGAGGAGGUGCAGCACCAGGAUCACCAGGACAGUCAGAAGAGGUUGACAGGAUGGCGAAUUUUAAGGGUCAUGCGCUUCCAGGCAGCUUCUUCCUGCUCUUUGGACUCUGGUGGUCAGUGAAAUACCCACUGCAGUAUCUCAGCCAGAAAGUAAAUAAAAAAUCCUACAGGGCUUACUGUUUCCAGCGUGUGGAUGCCAUUGAAGGGGGAAUCAAAAUCCUCUUUUCUCUAAUAGGGAUGCUGGCGGAACAGUUUGUCCCCGAUGGUCCCCACUUGUACCUGUACAGUGGGGAGAAGCACGACUGGGUGAAGCUGAUGAACUGGCAGCACACCACCAUGUACCUCUUCUACGGCCUCUCCGGGGUGGUAGAUGUCCUCACCUACAUGUCCCAGCUGGUGCCGCAGGGUCUGGAUCGUCUUAUGUUGGCUGUGGCCGUGUUUGUUGAAGGUUGUCUCUUCUAUUACCACGUCCUUCACCGCCCCAUGUUGGAUCAGCACAUCCACUCCCUGCUGCUCAUCACCAUCUUUGCUGGGGCUGGCAGCAUCCUACUGGAGGUUUUCCUGCGUGACAACAUUGUCCUGGAGAUGUUCCGAGCCCACAUCACCAUUGUCCAGGGAACAUGGUUCUGGCAGAUCGGUGUUGUGCUGUUCCAGCCAUGGGGAGGUCCCGUGUGGGAUGAGAACGACCACAGCAACAUCAUGUUCCUCACGAUGUGCUUCUUCUGGCACUGGGCAGCUGCUGUGGCCAUCCUGGCUGUGAACUACACCCUCGCUUACUGCUGUAUCCAGAGGCUCCAGAGAGGCAGUGUAGAGCCCUACAUCAGCCUGGGGGUCCGGCAGCAGAAGUGUGACAGCAGCUCCCAAGCCGCCUUCUUGAAUGGCUCCGAUGAAGAGUGAAGAGUGUGCAAACUCCUGCUCCAAAUACAUGAACAGUCCAUUUUCCAGAAGAAACAAAUAGAAUGAAAUAUUUUUGUUUUGGAAGAGUGAGAGGUGCCCCUGUGGUUCUGCUGGGGGGAAGACUGAGCUCACAGGGGUGGCUGCUCUCCAUCCAUACCCAAAUACCUCUGGCUCAGACACAGGCACAGCUUGAAGUGAUUUUUAGCAGCAAAACAAAGCAUGGAUAUUCAAUGUGACAGGAUUACUUCAUUCUAUGGGCUCCUCUGUAUGUUCCCAUAGGGAUAGAGAGCGUCCUUUGGCCAGCUGACUUUUCCAAGAGCCUGGAGGCUGUGACCUGCUGUGACUGAAGUCAGGGAAAUCUCCAGGCUGAGGUCAUGCACCUCUGGAGCAAGGCAUCACCCCAAGGAGGACGAGUAAGAGAGUGUUGAAUGUGACAUUAUGGCAAUUUUUGCAACACCAGGGCUUGAUUGUGCACAAUACAAAUGUUAUUACUGAAGCUUUGAACUAAAGAGGGGUUUUGUUAAUAAUUUUCAUGUUAACUUAAAGGCUAAGAGAGUAAAUAAAUGUGAAAUAAAAA